Molecule: messenger RNA, 1023 nt
Organism: Letharia lupina
Lineage: Eukaryota; Fungi; Ascomycota; Lecanoromycetes; Lecanorales; Parmeliaceae
Exons: 7
Coding region: 1-1023 (340 amino acids)
Molecular function (GO): zinc ion binding; oxidoreductase activity
Source: RefSeq, a predicted model, not a curated record
AUGGCCAAAGACACAAUGAAAGCCGUCAUCUUCAAGGAACCCCACGUCGUAGCCAUAGAAGAUCGACCUAUUCCUAAGAUCAAAGAACCGACAGAUGUUAUUGGCCAUCAAACCAGCCCAACGGGCUUUAUCAUGGGCCAUGAGUUCACUGGUACUGUUGAGGAGACCGGAUCCGACGUGAAGAAUUUUAAGAAGGGCGAUCAGAUAGUCUCGCCUUUCACCGUCUCCUGCGGGGAAUGCUUUUAUUGCAAGCAAGGACACUCUUCAAGAUGUGCCAAGGGUGCCCUCUUCGGUACAGCCGGUCUUGAUGGAGCUCAAGCCGAAUAUGUGAGAGUGCCGCUAGCGGACAGUACUGCUAUGAAGGCUCCAGAAGGCAUUGCAGAUAAUGCGUUGGUUCUAAUGGCAGACAUAUUUCCUACUGGAUUCUUUGCAGCCCACAAUGCCUUCAAAGACUUGACGAAGGAGCAAAUUUCUGAGGCAACUGUAGUGCUGGUUGGCUGCGGACCUGUCGGCCUCUGUGCUCUCAUCAACGCCGAGAAUUACAAGCCAAAGCAUCUGCUUGCAGUGGACUCGAUACAGUCGAGAUUGGAUUUGGCCGAGUCUUUGGGUGCGGAGCCGUGGAAUUUCCAGACUGAUCGAGAAGGACUCGACAAACGAGUAAAGGACUUGACAGACGGUCGAGGUGCCGAUGUAGUCAUGGAGGUCGUUGGCAUGAGUCAUGCUUUGAUGAUGGGAUUUGAGUUGCUAAGACCCUGGGGCAUUAUUUCCAGCGUUGGCGUGCAUAAUGCGGAGAUCCCCUGGUCUGGCAACCAAGCAUAUGGCAAGAAUCUGCGUAUUCAAAUGGGCCGAUGCCCCGUGCGAUCGAUAUUCCCUCAAGCUCUGGAUAUGCUAAAGCAGAAGCAACAUCUUUUGGGGUUUAUGUCUGACAAGAUCAUGCCCAUGUCCGAGGCUGUAGAAGGUUACGAUCUUUUUGACAAGAUGAAAGUACAGAAAGACCUAGUGGUUUUCGAAGCACAGAAGUGA